Molecule: messenger RNA, 1842 nt
Organism: Desarmillaria tabescens
Lineage: Eukaryota; Fungi; Basidiomycota; Agaricomycetes; Agaricales; Physalacriaceae
Product: glycoside hydrolase superfamily
Exons: 16
Coding region: 1-1842 (613 amino acids)
Biological process (GO): carbohydrate metabolic process
Molecular function (GO): beta-glucosidase activity
Source: RefSeq, a predicted model, not a curated record
AUGCUCAUCGAAGUCCUGUUACUCUUAUUCGCCUAUUCUAGUAGAUGGGGCGGCAUUUCUGUAGUACUCGCACAGUCGGGUAGUACAGGAACAAGCUCCUCGGUAGUAUCCACCACUACCGGUAUACCGAGUUCCACAAGUGUCUCCACGGCUACGGUUACGUUUCUUCCAAUCGGUUCGAUUCCUCGUGAUUACACACCGGAAGGACUAGAACAGUUAUGGGAUAUCGUCGGGCCUGUCGAGCCGCCUCCAUUCACCACUACCCGCGUUCCCACUGCAGCGGUGACCCUGCCGCCAUCUCCCCCGCCUUUGUAUCCAUCCUUCUAUGCUCAGGCCCCGAAGGAUGUCUUGCCAGACUUGAAAUUCCCCAAAGGCUUCAAAUUCGGAGUCGCCACGGCCGCGUACCAAGUUGAAGGAGCCGCGAAGGAUGAGGGCAAGGGACCGACAAUGUGGGACUGGGCUACGAGACAGCCAAACGCUACAUACGAUAACACAACUGGCGAUAUUGUCGAUCUUCAAUAUUUCUUGUACAAAGAAGACGUCCAACGGAUCGCUGCUCUUGGUGUAACUGCACAUUCCUUCUCUAUCUCGUGGGCAAGGAUCUACCCAUUUGGCGCUGCUAAUUCUCCCAUUAAUACGGCUGGCAUUGAUCACUACUCUGAUGUCAUCGAUUACCAUUUGGAUCAUGGUGUGGAGCCUGUUGUAACACUAUUUCAUUGGGAUACACCUCUAGCCCUUCAGGCGUACUACGGAGCUUUCACGUCGCCGCAAAUAGUCGAUGACUUUGUAAACUAUGCCAAGACAGUAUUCCAGGCAUACAACGGCCGUGUUAAAACUUGGUAUACCUUCAAUGAACCGGGCGCUUAUUGUAACAAGAUUACAGCUUAUCCUUUCAAUGUUACACUCGCGCCUAGUGUUAACUCGUCUACCGCUUUUUAUCAAUGUGCAUACAAUCUAUUAAGGGCUCAUGCAGGAGCCGUCAAGGCAUUCCGUGAAAUGCGCAUAUCGGGAGAGAUUUCCUUCAAAAACUCUGGUGACAUAGGUACACCAUGGAGAAGCAACUCUACCGAAGACGCCCUUGCGGUCGAACGCAAGGCAGCAUUCGAUAUAGGUCUUUUCGCAAACCCUGUAUACACAACAGGUGAUUGGCCUGAUAUUGUCAAGGACACCCUCCCGGCCGAUUAUCUGCCCCGCUUCACCGACGAGGAAAAGACGGACCUUCUUGGCUCUGCAGAUUUCUUUGCCAUUGAUCCCUAUCACUCGACAUGGAUAAAGGCACCGGACGAAGGAAUCGAUGCAUGCAUAACAAAUACUUCCAAUCCCUUGUGGCCUGGUUGUAAUGAACCCGUAUACUUUGACUCGGGUUACGGCUGGUCCGCAGGUCCCGCUUCUGGCCAACAGGCCUAUUCCGUACAAGCAACGCCGGUGGCUAUCCGUACUUUGUUCAAGGGUAUCCAUUCUCGAUGGCCGAGUAAUAAAAUGUAUGUUUCCGAGUUCGGUGCUGUUGAACCUCUCUCCUUCCCGGGUACAGAUAUAUCGAUAAUAAAGGACGAUGUGCUCCGAACGAACUACUACCUGACGUAUCUCGGUGAGAUGUUGCUGUCCAUACACGAAGACGGUGUUCCAAUAGACGGCGCUUUCGCUUGGGCAAUGAUUGAUAAUGCAGAAUGGUCAUUCGGGACAAUUGUCAGGUUCGGUAUUCAGUACGUCGAUUACACGACAUUGGAGCGGACAUACAAGCGUUCGGCAUUGUCCUUGUGUGAGUUGCUUGAUGCCUUCCAAUGUAGCCAAGAUUUACAAUCACGAAUAGCGGAAUUCUUUGGGUCGCACCUUCAAAACUGA